This is a messenger RNA of Nelumbo nucifera (sacred lotus), 312 nucleotides long. NCBI's taxonomy places the organism in Eukaryota, Viridiplantae, Streptophyta, Magnoliopsida, Proteales, Nelumbonaceae. The record is from RefSeq and is a predicted model, not a curated record.
AUGACACGAACUUGUGAAGUUAUGGAUGGUUUUUUGGGUUUAAGAAAAGGUGCGUGGACUAAAGAAGAAGAUAUUCUUCUGAGGAAAUGCAUUGAGAGGUAUGGAGAAGGGAAGUGGUGUCUCGUUCCUCUUAGAGCAGGGCUGAAUAGAUGCCGAAAGAGCUGUAGGCUUAGAUGGUUGAACUAUCUCCGGUCGGAUAUCAAGAGAGGGAAGUUCACUUUAGAUGAAGUUGAUCUGAUUAUAAGGCUUCAUAAGCUCUUAGGGAACAGGGCCGGCUGUAGGAGAAGUGGAGAACCGUGUCCACAAUUGUAG